AUGUCUCUCACCCCAAACGAAGCACCUCGUUCGGGUCAGCGUACUCCCGGCACCAUCGCCACCGAGCUGUCCAAACUCGAGUUCCCACCUCCGACCAAGCUGCAGCUCCAGGGCCAAGGCGGUGACCCAAGCUCGCCCCGUGACGGCAGCGACCUCAGCGCGCAGCUGUCCAAGAUGACUCUGCCCGAGCCCGAGGCACUCCGCAAGGCCAAUAGUCACCGACGCUCCGAGAGCGCGAGCCAGGACCUCUCGGAACAGCUGUCGCGCAUGAACCUCCCCCAACCCGAGCACAUCUACGGACCUGAUGACACGCGGGCGGCGGGGCGCAAGCAGGGUGUUUCGGCAGACGACUGGGCAAAGGUCAAACUCGACGACGAGGUUCCCGAGGCCGUCAAGAGCCCCACUGAGAUGCACUUCCGCCGCAACUCGCGUGCCGCCAGCAUCUCUACUCGCCUUCCCCCCGCUGCUGCCGCACCCAAGGCGCCAGCGAGCCCUGCCAAGGCCACCGCCCACGGCGCUGCGAAGGAGCAGAAGAUCACGCCCUUUGAUGUGCAGGGUGGUGUUGACGACGAGGGCAAGGAUAUCGGAAUCGACUACGACAAGCUCGCGAAGCGGUUCGGUGCGCAGAAGAUUGAGCCAGCGCUGCUGGAACGCUUCGAGAAGCUCACGGGCCACAAGCCGCAUCCGCUCCUUCGUCGCGGGACGUUCUACACCCACCGCGACUUCCAACAUAUUCUUGAUCUGUACGAGCAGAAGAAGCCGUUCUACCUUUACACCGGACGUGGGCCGUCGUCCGACUCGAUGCACAUGGGUCACCUCAUCCCCUUCCUCUUCACAGCGUGGCUCCAGAAGGUGUUCAACUGCCCCUGUGUGAUCCAGGUGACCGACGACGAGAAGUACUUGCUCGAUCGUGACGCCAAGAAGCAGCAAGCGCUCAUCAAGAAGAACCCACAGGACAAGCGCUCCCCUUUCUACAUCCUCGAGAAGUACCACCAGAUGGGACAGGACAACAUUGCCGACAUUAUCGCAUGUGGCUUCAUCCCCGAAAAGACGUUCAUCUUCUCCAACCUCGACUACGUCGGCAAGGAGUUCUACCGCAACGUCGUGCUCAUGGCCAAGACCAUGACCGUCAACCAGAGCAAGGGUGUGUUUGGCUUUACCGACAAUGACAACGUCGGCAUGCUCCACUUUGCUGCGAUCCAGUCGACACCCUCCUUCUGCAACUCGUUCCCUCAGAUCUUUGGCUCACGGACCGACAUCCCGUGCCUCAUCCCCUGCGCCAUUGACCAGGACCCCUACUUCCUCGUGUGCCGCGACGCUGCCGACCGCUUGAAGUACAAGAAGCCUGCGCUUCUGCACGCAAAGUUCCUUCCCGCCCUCCAGGGUGCUGGCACCAAGAUGUCGGCGUCCAACCCCAACUCGAACAUCACCCUCACCGACCCUCCCAGCACCAUCAAAAACAAGAUCCGCAAGCACGCGUUCUCUGGUGGUGGUGCGACUCAGGAGCUCCACCGCGAGCACGGAGGCAACCCCGACGUCGACGUUGCCUACCUCUACCUGUCGUACUUUGAGGACGACGACGCGAAGAUGGCCGACCUGGCUGCGCGCUACCGUGCUGGCACGCUCUCGACGGUCGAGAUGAAGGAUGCGUGUAUUGAAAAGCUGCAGUCUGUCGUUUCCGAGUUCCAGGAGCGCCGCAGCAAGGUCACGCCCGAGACGGUCAAGUACUUCCAGGACAACACGCGCGCGAUCGACCCCACCCCGAGCCGCACUGCAUAG
Molecule: messenger RNA, 1779 nt
Organism: Cutaneotrichosporon cavernicola
Lineage: Eukaryota; Fungi; Basidiomycota; Tremellomycetes; Trichosporonales; Trichosporonaceae
Gene: WRS1
Exons: 4
Coding region: 1-1779 (592 amino acids)
Biological process (GO): tryptophanyl-tRNA aminoacylation
Cellular component (GO): cytoplasm
Molecular function (GO): ATP binding; tryptophan-tRNA ligase activity
Source: RefSeq, a predicted model, not a curated record